UGGAGGCCCACGCGCACAUCAUCCUGGAGCGGAGCUCUACUCGGUUACACUGAACCUGCUGAAGCGUUAAGGACGCACGAGGCGUUUGAAAAGACCGAGGGGCCAAAAAAUGGACGUUUUCAUGAAAGGGCUUUCUAAAGCUAAAGAAGGCAUGGCGGUGGCCGCGGAAAAAACCAAGGAAGGCGUGGCGGUGGCGGCGGAGAAGACCAAGGAAGGCGUCAUGUUCGUGGGCAGCAAGACCAAAGACAGCGUGGCCACGGUGGCUGAGAAGACGAAGGAGCAGGCGUCUCAGCUCGGGGGCGUCGUCCUCUCUGGAGCCGGAAACAUCGCCGCGGCCACCGGGCUCAUGAAGAAGGACGAGUUUCCCUCUGACAUGAACACUGAAGAGUUCGGUCAGGAGGCCACUGAGGAACAGAUGGGGGAGGCGAUGGUCGACCCAGAGGGAGGAGCAUACGAUGAGAAUCAGCAGGAGCAGAGCCAGGACUACGAACCUGAAGCAUAAAGCAACCAUUCCAACGUCAAUGUUAACCAGCAGCACAAUAAUAUUUCUAUGAAUAAGAAGGACAAAACGCUGAACUCACUCCAAUAAAUGAAACAAAAACACACACAAAAAAUCGACAGUUAUUCCUGCUGAAACAUGUUCUUCCUAUCAGAUCUCUCUAUAUAAAUAUAUAUAAAUAUAAAUAAAUAUAAAUAUACUUUUAUUAUGAUCUAUUGUAAAUGUCCUGUAGCGUGGUGAGUAUUGUUUUCUUUAUUGACUGCGGGGCGAAGCCUUGUCUCGUUUCCUUGAUUCCCUCCCAAUGAAACGCGACCCACUCGCCCUUCGUGGCUCUUCGUGCCUGUGUACAUGUGUUUCUAUUUGUGUAAUAGAUGUUUCUGAUCUUCCAAUGCCAUACUGGGGGAGAACAAAAUAAAUUAAUAUAUAUAUAUAUAUUCGGGUAUACAU
Clarias gariepinus (North African catfish) is the source of this 946-nucleotide messenger RNA. RefSeq names its product synuclein, beta (gene sncb). Gene Ontology annotation, biological process: chemical synaptic transmission; synapse organization; synaptic vesicle endocytosis. The record is from RefSeq and is a predicted model, not a curated record. Gene Ontology annotation, cellular component: axon terminus; neuronal cell body; cytoplasm. Gene Ontology annotation, molecular function: cuprous ion binding. The coding region runs from base 110 to 502 and encodes 130 amino acids. The transcript has 6 exons. Lineage: Eukaryota; Metazoa; Chordata; Actinopteri; Siluriformes; Clariidae.